AUCUCUCGGCAUGAAUGGACGGGCGCUCAACGACCGAGCGAUCGAAGUCUCGCCCUCAUCAUCGCGGGUAAGUUGCCGUUCGAAUCGGAAUCUGAUCAAUGCUCAUGCAAGUAGGUCCUCGAUCGUGCCGCUGGUUCCCAGCCCAUGGGGGGCCCACCGCUCCUCACUCCUUUCCCGCCGUCGAAAAAUCGACCUCGUCCUGGCGAUUGGACGUGCCCUUCAUGUGGAUUCAGCAACUUUCAACGUCGCACUGCGUGUUUCCGCUGCUCCUUCCCGGCUAUGCCAGCGAACCAAGACCCAUACGGGCAAGCAUACGGCAUGCCUCCGAACCCAUACGGCGGCCAAGGCUAUCCUGGCAUGAUGGGCGGCCAGAUGCAUCAUGGCGGUGGAUACGGCAUGGGAGGUUCCGGUGGUGGCCGUGGCGGGGCCGUGCCUUUCCGAGCAGGCGACUGGAAGUGUGGCAACGAAGGCUGCUUCUACCACAACUUCGCCAAGAACGUCUCUUGCUUGCGUUGCGGAGCUUCCCGUAGCCAGGCGGCCAUCGUGGCCGAGAGCAAUGCCCCCAACAUGCAAGGCUUCCAUGGUCCAGGAGGAUCAUACGGCGGACACGGCAACAUGAACAUGCCGCCCAUGAACCCCGGUUCAUACGGCGGGAUGGGCCCCGGCGGAGACGGCUCCUACGGUGGAAACAUGGGUGCUCCUCCCGGCGGCUUCGGUGGCCAACCUUUCGGCCCACCAUCCGCCUACUUGCCUUCCGGCCUCGGCGCUCCAAGCCCGUACAUGCCCGCAGGCUACGCGCAGAUGGCGAGCAACGGAGCCGGACAACCGCAGGGCGGAUUUGAUAGCCGUGCUGAGCAGGCUUUCAAUUCUGGCAACGCGUCUGCUAGCGGCGGAGCAUCGUACCAGUCCAACGGCGGCUACGGCGGCGGCUCCAGCACUGGCAAUUAUGGCGGGACUGAUGCUUCCAGCGACCCGUUCUCCUUCCUCAGCAGUGGGAUGAACAGCCUAGGCCUUGGCGACAAUGACCGACGCAAUGGACAGGGCCAAAGCGGAGCCAAGUCUCCUCAGUAGUGGGGAUAAUGGCUAUCAUGAGCGGCGAUGUGCCUGGAACUGGGAAUAUUUGUAUCAAAAUGCACAGCCGACAAAGGGGAAGCAGA
This is a messenger RNA of Neohortaea acidophila, 1157 nucleotides long. RefSeq lists its product as uncharacterized. The transcript has 3 exons. The record is from RefSeq and is a predicted model, not a curated record. NCBI's taxonomy places the organism in Eukaryota, Fungi, Ascomycota, Dothideomycetes, Mycosphaerellales, Teratosphaeriaceae. Bases 145 to 1071 code for a protein of 308 amino acids.